Molecule: messenger RNA, 879 nt
Organism: Clonostachys rhizophaga
Lineage: Eukaryota; Fungi; Ascomycota; Sordariomycetes; Hypocreales; Bionectriaceae
Source: the annotation of a GenBank genome assembly
AUGGCUCUCAAGACGUAUCGUGGCAACUGCCACUGUGCCGCCUUUGUCUUCGAGGUGACUAUCCCCGAGAUCACCAAGGCGGAGCUGUGCAACUGUAGCCACUGCUACAAGAAAGGCGGCGUAUGGGCUAUGAUCCCUGACACGGACAAUUUCACCAUGGCCAAGGGGGACCUAGAUAAGGCCAAAGACUACAGGUUUGCUAGUAAAAACUUUAGCCACAAGUUUUGCCCAACCUGCGGAACAGUCUUGCUCUUCACCGGACGCCUCCCAGGGAGUGAGAAGGAACAGAUGGGUGUGAAUAUUCGAUGUUUUCAGCACGGACUGGUUCCGGAUAUCUGGGACAUGGACACGAGCACCUUUGACGGGGCAAGCCUCGGUGCCCCUUACGAGACUCCCACAUACACUGGCCCUCUUCCUACGAAAGAGGUUGAAGGCGGCAAAAUUUACACGGGAAGUUGCCACUGCGGAAAUGUCACGGUGUGCUUGAGGAGCAAGCCUCUUGACCACUCCUUUGAAAGUCCUGCCUAUGAGUGCAAUUGUAGCACCUGCAUCAGGCACGGCGGAACGACUAUAUGGCCGCACAAAGACCAAGUCGUCAUCCAGGGCACGGAGCACCUGAGCACGUACGCUUCUGGCAUGCUCAAAGCAUGGGAAAAAGCUUUUUGCAGCCAAUGUGGUGUAUUUGUUGUGAGGCGACCCCUUCCGAUUCCUGAUGAAGUCUCAGUCCAUAUACCAGCUGCGGUGAGGGAAUGGACUGUCGAUGCGCAACAUUUGUUGCCUUUGAAUCUGAAGCUCUUGAAUGGAGUCGAUAUCAGCCAACUGAAGAUUACGCACAUCGACGGUUACGAUGUCAUCCCGCCUCCAUAUGUCAAUCCUUGA